This is a messenger RNA of Aureobasidium subglaciale EXF-2481, 2034 nucleotides long. RefSeq lists its product as uncharacterized. Bases 212 to 1951 code for a protein of 579 amino acids. NCBI's taxonomy places the organism in Eukaryota, Fungi, Ascomycota, Dothideomycetes, Dothideales, Saccotheciaceae. The transcript has 3 exons. The record is from RefSeq and is a predicted model, not a curated record. Gene Ontology annotation, cellular component: plasma membrane. Gene Ontology annotation, biological process: transmembrane transport. Gene Ontology annotation, molecular function: purine nucleobase transmembrane transporter activity.
GUCCUUUAAAGGUAUGCCCUUAUCGUGCACUGCUCGCGUGGUGUGAGGCAGAGUUAUCUCUUGGCUAUGGCGCGCCGAGCAAUAAAAAAUAUCCCAGGCCCGACCUUUUGGUGGUGUAGACAUUUUUUUUUGUAUCCUCCGAGUACAUCUUUGUUAGAGCACGCGCUCACAGUUGCUGGCCUGUACCUCAGCUUCGCACCUCUCAGUCAAGAUGAGUUGGAUUCAAAAGACCAACCAGACCAUCGCCAAGUCGGCAUUUGGCAGGUACUUCAGAUUGGAGGGAUCUGGUCAUCACUUGUCGCGCAAUGGAUCCUUCUUCUUCACCGAAAUUCGCGCCGGUCUCGCUACCUUCUUCGCCAUGGCAUACAUUAUCGCUGUCAACUCGAGCGUCGUUUCAGACACUGGCGGUACCUGCGUCUGCCCUCCCACUAGCCUCGAUGCGUGUGCUACCGAUAUCACAUACAACCUCUGCAAGCAAGAGAUCCGCCGUGAUCUCGUCACUGCUACUGCGGCCAUCUCCGCCUUAACCAGCUUUAUGAUGGGAUUGUGUGCAAAUCUACCUCUUGGUUUGGCGCCGGGUAUGGGUAUCAAUGCAUACUUCACAUACACUGUUGUUGGUUUCAACGGCACUGGUCUGGUUCCUUACAGGAUCGCCCUGACCGCUGUUUUCGUCGAGGGUCUCCUCUUUGUUGCCCUCACGCUUCUCGGUAUCCGUCAAUGGCUUGCUCGUGCCAUUCCGACUUCGAUCAAGCUUGCCACUGGUGUCGGCAUUGGUCUCUACCUUACUAUCAUCGGUUUCUCAUACAGCGCCGGUGUUGGCCUGAUUACUGGAGCAUCAGCCACACCCUUGGAGAUUGCUGGUUGCUCUCAGCAAUACCUUACCGAGAACGAUGGCUUGAUGUGCGACCCUAGCCACAAGAUGAGAUCGCCUACCAUGUGGAUCGGUAUUUUCCUUGGUGGUUUCUUGACCGUGUUCCUCAUGAUGUACCGCGUCAAGGGUGCGAUUAUCGCUGGUAUUCUGCUUGUUUCGAUCAUCUCAUGGCCCCGUGGCACUGAUGUCACCUACUUCCCCCACACCGAGCUCGGUGACAGCAGCUUCGACUUCUUCAAGCAGGUUGUCACUUUCCGUCCCAUCAAGAACAUCCUUGCUGCUCAGGAGUGGGAUGUCAGCUCUCACGGUGGUCAGUUUGGUCUCGCCCUUAUCACCUUCCUCUACGUUGAUAUUCUCGACUGCACUGGUACUCUGUACGCCAUGGCUCGCUUCGCUGGUGUCAUGGACGAGAAGACUCAGGACUUCGAGGGUAGCGCUACUGCCUACUUGGUCGAUGCCGUUGGUAUCUCCAUCGGCUCUCUUUUCGGUACCUCCCCUGUCACCGCCUUCAUCGAGUCUGGUGCUGGUAUCUCAGAGGGCGGUAAGACUGGUAUCGCUGCUAUGGUCACCGGUGUCUGCUUCUUCAUCUCGAUCUUCUUCGCCCCCAUCUUCGCUUCCAUUCCUCCCUGGGCUACUGGUGGUACCCUUGUCAUCAUCGGUUCUCUGAUGGCCAAAUCUGCCGCCGAUAUCAACUGGAAGUACAUGGGUGAUGCCAUCCCAGCUUUCCUUACCAUCGCCGUCAUGCCCUUCACCUACUCCAUCGCCUACGGUCUGAUCGCUGGUAUCAUGUCCUACAUCCUCAUCAACACCACCAUCUACAUGAUCGAGAAGGCCUCAGGCGGCAAGCUCGUUCCCCAAGACAAGCAAUUCAAGGAGCCCUGGACCUGGAAGCUCGAUGGCGGUCUCUUCCCUCCAUGGGUCGUCCGCGCCGCAAAGGGAAAGAAGGACUUCUGGAAGCCAUACGAGAUGGUCGAUCAUGCCAGCGGCAGUGAGCACGAGUCUGUUACUGAAGUACCUAGCUCGGGCGCUGCCAAAGGACUUGGUCCGGAAGAGGGAAGCAGUGCAAGCAGUAAGGUCUGAACACCCUAAAAUUGGCGCUGCUGCUUCUCGAGCGACGUUGCUUUCUGUUAUUCCAUACCAUAUUUGUACAUAGCAAAAGACUU